Corylus avellana is the source of this 1072-nucleotide messenger RNA. Its product is annotated as golgin family A protein. NCBI's taxonomy places the organism in Eukaryota, Viridiplantae, Streptophyta, Magnoliopsida, Fagales, Betulaceae. The record is from RefSeq and is a predicted model, not a curated record.
AUAUGUUUUGAGAUAGAGAGAAAGAAAAAUAAAAGUAAUAAUAAUAUUUUUUUUGAGGGAUCGGAGGCCGAGUCGGAACCGAUUCAGAUCGGGGAAACAUGGAGGGAGUUGGGGCCCGACUCGGGCGGUCCUCGACGCGGUACGGGCCGGCCACGGUGUUCAGUGGGCCGGUGAGGAAGUGGAAGAAGAAGUGGGUCCACGUAGCGCCAUCGACCAGUAGUGCUGCCUCUAACCACAGCAACAGUCACUCUCAUCAGAUUCACAGCCACAACACCACCACCAAUGGGACGACUAACGGUAAUAACGGCUCACAUCUCUUGCUUUACAAGUGGACCCCAAUCACCCAGAGCCAGAACAGCAAUAACAACAACAGUAACGUGAAUGACGGUAACGGGGACAAGAGUUCCGGCAGGGAUGACGUGGCGGGUACCCUGGAGGAGCCUCCUCGUCGUAAAUUCAAAUACAUUCCGAUUGCUGUUCUAGAGGAGCAGAAGAAUGAGGAUGCAGAAAACGAGGCUGCAGAAAAUGAUGAUGCUAAAUCAAUUGAUAUUGACCCUAGUGCAACAGAGUCCACUCCCAAGGGUGAGGCUUUGGACGAGAAACCUGACAUUAAUGAUGUGCCAAUGGAGGAAAGUCAGGACAAAAACCAGUUAAUAUGCCAAGAUCUGAAUGAAAGCACUUUGGAUUUGAGUUUAGGCUUGAAGGCGCAUGAUGAUGACCAUGGUCAUGACUCAAAAACUGAUCAGACUAGAGGUGGCCAGUAGGAAAGAGAAGGCAAGUAGUGUUGAGACAUGAUUGAAGGCUGCCUUGGGGUUUUGGGAUGCUGAGGACAUUAGAAUCUGCAACCUACUUGUUUGUGCCUGAUUAUAAACUGCAAUUUUUUUUAAUUUUUAAUUUUUUUUUGUAUUCUUGUUGAACCACUGGCUGUCUUAGGCAAGUGUAUUCCAGUGGCAUAUGCAUGUACUUUAGUCUUCAUUUUAUGCUCCCUUGCUGAGCUGAUUGCAGUUUGGCUUUAGGGGGCAUGCAAUACCUUUUUCCCUCCUCAUUGGACAAUUGAUUUUUUUUUAAAUCU